Messenger RNA from Lodderomyces parapsilosis, 1341 nucleotides. RefSeq names its product putative RNA methyltransferase. The coding region runs from base 1 to 1341 and encodes 446 amino acids. The record is from RefSeq and is a predicted model, not a curated record. Lineage: Eukaryota; Fungi; Ascomycota; Pichiomycetes; Serinales; Debaryomycetaceae. The transcript has a single exon.
AUGUACACGGUAAUCUCCAGGUUUGUCACGUCGUCGCAGAAGCUGCCGCUACUACGCUGCAGUGUGCUCAAGCCUUCAACACUUUUACUGUUUCGUUCAUACUCGUCUGAUCCAUUCCGUGUCAAACAAUCUCAACCAAAGAAAGAUGCAAAGCCCACUUCCAAGUUUGGCAAAUUGGUCAAGUACGUGCAAUCCGAGUAUUUUCAGGAUAAGACUAUGCCGAAGAUCUAUCUCAGUGCUAUAAUUGUGGCAUUCAUUCCAUUGUAUUUUUACAUGCGGGAUCGUUAUUACGAAGACAAACAACUCAAAAUCAUACGUGAAAAAUACGCCAACGAUCCCAAGUCCUUAAGUGAGUAUGAAUACUUAGCUUUAAAGUCGUUAAGCCAGACUGAUAAGUUAAGACCAUUGGAGCAGAAAAAGUACAAGAUCUACCAGCUCAUGCGGAAAGAAUUUAGACGCAAGAACUUCUUGUCAGGGGAGAUGUUUAACCCUAGUCCCGAAGAGUUAGACGACUGGUAUCUGAAACAAGCAAGGUUCAGUAGCAAGAAGAAGAAAGCACCUAUUUUGCAAGAUGUGCUGGAAGAAUACAAGGUAAACUCUGACAAUUCGUCCAUUGCAGCACCUGAAGAUACCACCGACUUUUAUGACGCCAAGGCAAAAGAAUAUGACGAUGCUGUGAAGUGGGAAGAGCGUGGAAUCUUUAUGGGUAUAAGAAGAAGAUGGUUGAUGUCGCAUGUCAAAGGCGACGUAUUGGAAGUUUCUUGUGGAACUGGUAGAAACAUCCCAUAUUUAUCUUCGUAUAUUGAAAAAGUCAGGUCAAUUACGUUUCUCGAUUCAUCAAAGAACAUGGUUGAAGUGACAAAGGAAAAAUUCGAAAAAGCUUUCCCCAACUUUAAAAAGGUUGCGUUUACACAAGGGAAGGCUGAGGACUUAUUGAAAAUGGCACCUGACGAUAAUUCUUUGAAAUACGACACCGUUGUAGAGGCUUUUGGUUUGUGCUGCCACGAGGAUCCAGUGCAAGUGUUACGAAACAUGGCAAAAUUGCUUAAACCAGGAGGAAGGAUAAUUUUGCUUGAACAUGGAAGAUCAAAAUGGGAUUUCAUCAAUAAUCAUUUAGAUUUCAGAUCUGAAAAGAGAAUGAAGAAAUGGAAAUGUAGAUGGAAUUUGGAUAUCGGCGAGCUAGUUGAUGAGGCUAAUCUAGACAUUACUUUGGAGAAAAGAGCACAUUUGAGCACAACUUGGAUGUUGGUGUUGAAACGACCAGAAGACCCCAUCACUUUGGAUGAGAAGCCAUUCUUGGAUAAGUUGUUUGGAAGAGAAUCCAAAUCAUUUAGAAAGUGA